Messenger RNA from Gordionus sp. m RMFG-2023, 5181 nucleotides. Its product is annotated as MMS19 nucleotide excision repair protein homolog. NCBI's taxonomy places the organism in Eukaryota, Metazoa, Nematomorpha, Gordioida, Chordodea, Parachordodidae. The transcript has 21 exons. Gene Ontology annotation, biological process: iron-sulfur cluster assembly. Bases 24 to 4187 code for a protein of 1387 amino acids. The record is from RefSeq and is a predicted model, not a curated record. Gene Ontology annotation, cellular component: cytosolic [4Fe-4S] assembly targeting complex.
UUUUCAUUGUGAUAGGAUAGGAUAUGAUGCUACCUUUAAAUGAAUUAAUUGACAACUAUAUAUUGGCUGAUAAGGCGGAUAAUGUAAAAUUAAUUGCUGAAGGAAUAAAUAUUAAAAACUACACCUUAAUAAAUUUUCUGGAGUAUCUUAAAAAAUACUUAAUAAACAACGAUGUUCAAGAAAGACUUCGUGCACUAAAAAUGAUAAAUUUGAUACUUUUAGAAAUAAUAAAUUCUAUUGAUGAAACAGAAUGUUUGCAUUUAUAUAGAUUCUUUUGCCAUAGAUUAAAGGAUGAAUUGGUUAUAAUACCUCAUGUAUUAUCUACACUUUACCUCAUGUUGAAUUCCUUUAGUUUAACUAAAGAAAUGGUUAGUAUUUUUUUAGUUUUAUUACUUAAUGAUGAGGAACAUGCAAGAAAACACACUGAAGUUGUUUUAGUAUUUGAUAAUCAAUCUCUGAAACAAGCAGAUCGGUUUUUGAUGUAUAAAAUUUUUCACACAAUUUUAAAAAAAUCGCCUGCAUCGUGGUAUAAUCCAGUUGAUCCUAAGCCUUCUUAUUUUGAGGCAAUUAAAUUCUUACCAAUAUAUAUCGCAAUAAUUGUUGGUGAAAAAGAUCCCAGAAAUUUAAUUCUUGUCUUUAAAACAUCAAUAUUUGUUUUGGAGAAUUUUACAAAUUUAGAUAAUGUGAUCGAAGAAAUUUUUGAGAUAACGGCUUGCUAUUUCCCUAUCGAUUAUAAAUCCCAUCAACCCAUGCGAGAACUAUAUUCAUUAGUUUCUGAUAAGGGCUUGAAUUUUUUUGACGUUGAUCACGUGGAAAAAGAUUUCGUUACCUCAGAUAUGCUUUGCAUAUCCUUAGGAAAUUGUUUAAAUUCAAGACCUGAAUUUAUAGAAUACUUGCUACCUCUCGUCAUAGAAAAGUCUCAGUCUUUGUUACCUAUUGCUCAAAAAGAAUCGUAUAUCUUGUUGACAAAAUUACUCCAAAAAUGCAGCACUUCGACGGAAGAGGGUAAAAUAUUUGCGAAUGCUUUUAAUUCUUAUUGCCGUGAGAACCCUGAUUUAUUAGAAGAAUUUCAACGUUUGGUUUUUGGAGCUGAAAAUCAAUUCGACGAUCACUAUUGGCCUAAUAUGGCCGGCAAAAACGAUUUAGUAAUUAACCUUCCCAAUAAUGAUACGCUGGAAAUCAAAGACGCUGGAAUUAACGAAAAAACAACCCUAGAAAUAUGUGCUUCAAAUUUAAUGAAUGCAUUAUUUAGCUAUCAUUUUUUUGGAAAAGAUUCCGAAUUUCUUAUACCAAUUAAUGAUUAUGAUAAUUUAUUUAAAGAGAAAUUUAUAAAUCCAUUUUUGAGUGCUUGCAUAUAUCAACUACACAAACGGCUAAACGAGAGAUUAUCUUUAUUUCAAAAAACUGAUACAUAUGAAUCAAUUCAGGAUUUAAAUAUAUCAAAUCUCGAUUUUCUUAGUAAAAAAUUUAUCAAAAAUGUCAAUGAGUUUGAUAAUGAUAUUAUAUAUUAUGAGAAUGAUGAUAACAUGAUAACAUCAGGUAUUUCGAGAUUAACAAAAAAAAUUACGAAUAAUAAUAAUGCUAACACGUCCAUUACUGGCAUCUUAAAAUUGUUAAUAGCUACCGAUUUUAGUUACUCUGAGGUUAGUCUCGAUUUAGUUUUCCCUGUACAAGAACUGGCUUAUAUUGAUAGUAAUAAAAGGAAUUCGAUUAUCAUCAUUAUCUUGGAAAAUCUUGCUCAGGCUUUAUACCUCACCUCAUUUUAUAUUGUUACAGAUAGAGAACACAUAAAUGACAACACCUUUGUAUGUCACCUUAAAGAUGAUUGCGAGCGAAUAAGCGAAGUUUUAGAGAUGUUUGCUAAUAAAUUUACCGACUCCAGUAAUAUUAAUCCGAAUCAGCUGCCAUAUAAAGACAAACUGAUAUCAUUUACUAAAAAUAUUUUUGAACAACUCGAUAAAUGGCUCAAUAUUAUACUAGUGAACGAGGCCGAUAUUAAAAUUAGUUCAAUAUCUAUACUAUUUUUCUUACAAAUCGGCAUGCGUCUAACAAACAUUCUCUUAGUAAUCAGGCAAAGAUAUUAUAGAUAUAUUACCAAUCAAUUGGUCGAUAUGGAUUCAUUUUUCAUCAAGAUACUAAGCUCUAUCAACCAUGUUUUAGAAAAUUUAUCGGAAUCCAGUUUAAACGUAAAAUUCAAGUUAACAUUACAUCGCUUAUUAAUUCUCUGCAUAUCGAAUCAGUAUCAAUUGACGUAUGAUUUUUUUUCCAAUUUACUUCAAGAACAAUUCGCAGCAAAGUCAUCUUAUAUAGCUCUCAAUUAUGAUAACUACCUGUUAGUAGAAUCUCUUGCAAUUUUAGCCAAUCCUUUCAUUGAUAUGAAUUCAUCAGGAAACAAACUAACUAUUAUACCUAAUAUCGAAAGACUUAUCAGAUGUUUAUUAAAUCAACUAACAGAAAACUCUUCAUCCCAAAAUAUUGCCUUAAUUCUUCUUUUUCACAUAUUUGACCGCUGGAAAACAGAGUUGAACAAUAAAAAAAACACCGAAACAAUAUCUGCAGGCACCUUUUUAAAUCAUUUAAUUUUUUCGACCUUUAAUCAAGAACACUUUGAAAUAAUUUUAAAUCAUUACAUCUCGGUUGUUGAUAAGGAUUGCAAAAAUUUUAACAAUUCCGUAAUUAAAAAUACUUCCACCAACAAUGCAGCUGCUCCGGCAGAUUUAAUCAUGGAAAAUAAAUCAAUCGAAAAUUUACAACAGGGUAUUCAUCUUAAAAUUAUUAAAAGUAUAAACGAUAUCAUUGUACAUGUAAAUCCGCAAACUAUCAUAAAAUCGUUUGAGAAUCCUUUUAUUGAUCCGACUAUCAUCCACGAAUACUCUAAAAAUAUCAGGAAAUUUAUACAAAUAGUGAAAUCUUACAUAGUCAUCCUCAAUGGCUACACCCAAAAAAUGACGAUACUUUUAAAUGACUUUGGUCAAGUUAAUAAUAGGAAGCAAUUUUUAGAUACAUAUCAUGAGAUUUUGCCUUAUUUAUUCAUAUACCUGAACCUCACAGAAAAUACAACCAUGUUUUACAACUUACUAUACCAAGAAAAGAAUCUUGAAAAUCUCGCGUUUUUGAUAAAUUUUAUUAACUGUUUAUCAGAUAUGUUAUACGCAUUUCUAGCCAAUGUCACAGCCGAAUUUUCGAAUUAUAAAUUAUAUAUCUUAUCUUACAAAUGUUUGAGCAGCACAAUAAACAAUUUGAUGAUGACAUCUCUAAAAGAAAGUUGUGAUAACAUGUUAAUAAUUGUUACACCACUUAUUGAAAGCAUUCUGGCUAGAAUACAUAAAUCAAUCACCAACUUAGCCACGGCAUUGCCAUGUUCUUGUCAUGUGAUCGAUUAUAAAAAUUCUCACAUUAAUAAUUACACCAUUUUGAAACUUGACCACAUCGAUAAUAUGAAACUCAUCAAUGAACACAUUUUUUACCUCUACGGUAAUAUAAUUAAAUCAUGUUUAACUGUUAGAAUCAAGGAACCCUUUCAUUAUGCCACUCUAUAUGACACUAUUAUGGAAAAUUUAAUGACAUUCUUGAAAUGCCCAGUUCAUAGUAUAUAUAUCAGCAACUAUACCUUGCCUGCUCUAUUCGAUACUAAUGAUGAAAAAGGUAAAUAUUCUUUAUGGAAACAAAAACUAUUCGUCUACAUGUCGCCUAAGAUUUUGUCGUUGUAUAAAGAAUAUAAAGUAUUACGGCACAGUUAUUGUUUAGCUUUAUCACUAAUGAUUCAAGAUUUACCUCUUCAAAUAAUUUUAUCCGAAAUGACUAAAUUUUUCCCAAUCUUAGUCGAAACUUUAAACAACAAAAGCGGCAAUAUGAGUAAUCAUCUUAUCUUAUUGAGAAUAAUAUUGAAAAUUAUUACACAUUGGCCCAAUUCCAUACCAUCCAAUUAUCUCUCGAACCUUAUUGACUUAUGCUGUUACCCAGAGAUUCAACAAAAUCAUAUAAAUAUGGAAACAAAAAUUAUUCGAAUAAAAAUCUUAUCCGCUACUAUCCAGCACUUUGAGCCAAGUAUAAUAUCGCCUUAUAAAGCACAAAUUUUGACAUUUCUCAAAACGAAAUUGGAUGAUCCAAAACGUUUGAUAAGAAAAGAAACAUCGAAAGCCACAAGUUCUUGUUAUUUAUUGGAAAUCAACAAGCGUCCAAAUUAAUCAAGUGACUAACCAUUCAAUCAUUUUCUCGACAUUUUUCUAUAAGCCAUACUUAUAUCUCGUUUCCCUUCCACGUAUAAAUCUUGGUACAGGUUUUGAGGAAUAAGUCUGAAGAGGUUUCCGACCAUGCUAUCAUAUUUGGAACAAGAAAAAAUUUGGACUUCUUAGCUUCAUGUGAACAUUGGUUUUCUGUUGGUACAUUUAAAUCGUUGCCAUCUUUAUUUACGCAAAUUUAUACAAUUCAUGGGAUAAAAAAUAAAAAUGUUUUACCUCUCAUAUAUAUAUUGACCAAUAAAAAAGAUUAUGAAACAUAUAAAAAAAUAUUUACUAUUAGGUGACAACUUAAUAUCAACUCCAAAAAAAAAUAUGACGGAUUUCGAAAUGGCCAGUGUAAAAGCUUUCAAUGAAGUGUUUCCCAGUUCACAACACAAAUGUUGUUAUUUCCAUUUUGGCCAAUCCUUUUGGUGAAACAUUCAAAAAUAUCCAGAAUAUAAAACAGAUGUGGAAUUUAAUGUACAACUUAGAAUGGGUUUGCUUGGCAUUUGUGCCACCUUUAAAUGUAGUUGAAACAUUUGAAUUACUAAUAAACUCCAAAUUUUAUUCUAAUAAUCAAUUGUUACUUCAGCCUCUAAUUGCUUUUGAAAAAGCUUACAUUGGUAAAACAUUUGGAAGAGGCAGACUACCUAUUUUGUUUAAUAUUAAACUAUGGUACUCUUACCAAUCAACUCUGAACGGGGAAGGGAAAACCAACAACGCCGUUGAAGGAUGGCAUAGAUGCUUCAGUUCCUUCCUAACAAUUCACCAUCCAAACAUAUGGAAAUUUAUAUCAAGCUUAAAAAAACAACAAGGGUUGACAGAGUUAAAAAUUGCUCAAUAUAAUUCUGGUGAGACACCCUUUACCCCUAGAGAAAAAUAUCGAAAUCUACAUGCGAGAAUAGUUACAAUUGUUUCUGAUUUCGAAAAUCGAUCAAGAUUAGAUUAUCAAAGGAAUCGC